AUUGUUGCGAAAGGUGAGCCGGCAACACUGAAUUGUGCAGCAAAAGGUCCAGAUUUGCAAAUUACAUGGUUCAAAGACGGGGAAUCAGUGAUAACAAAUAACGAGGAGAAGAAUUCACAUCGUUUGGUGCUACAUACCGGUGCUUUAUUCCUACUUCGAGUUAAUAAUGGUAAAGGAAAAGAUGCGGAUUCAGGAACGUAUUACUGUGUGGCGAAAAAUAAGUUUGGUGAAGCGCGAUCCAGGGAAGCUUCGCUCAAGAUUGCCAUGUUACGAGACGACUUUAGGAUACGGCCAAGACCCAUACAGGCUGUGAUUGGCAAUAAAGCAGUACUGGAAUGUUCGCCACCUCGUGGAUUUCCGGAGCCGGUCGUUUCUUGGCGCAAAGAUGAACGAGAAUUGCGUCCCCAGGAUGAAGAUGGGAUCGUGCUGCAUCCGGGUGGCAGUCUCAUCAUUGAAAAGGUACAGCGAUCAGAUGCCGGAUUCUAUCAGUGUGUAGCAACGAAUAUGGUCGGUGAAAGAGUGUCAAAUUCCGCUCGUUUGUCUGUCUUCGAAAAGCCGUAUUUCUUGGUUUUUUAA
Gongylonema pulchrum is the source of this 576-nucleotide messenger RNA. NCBI's taxonomy places the organism in Eukaryota, Metazoa, Nematoda, Chromadorea, Rhabditida, Gongylonematidae. The record is from the annotation of a GenBank genome assembly.